Messenger RNA from Cyprinus carpio (common carp), 2811 nucleotides. Its product is annotated as TAR DNA-binding protein 43. Lineage: Eukaryota; Metazoa; Chordata; Actinopteri; Cypriniformes; Cyprinidae. Gene Ontology annotation, cellular component: nucleoplasm. Gene Ontology annotation, molecular function: RNA binding. Gene Ontology annotation, biological process: regulation of gene expression. The record is from RefSeq and is a predicted model, not a curated record.
UCCUUCAUGACUUAGGUAAUGCCAUCUUGAUACGAAAAUAGUGUCGCAUGAGUUGUAUAAAACGGAUUAUUGUUGUCUUUAUAUAGGAUACAGAGAUUGCAUUAUUUGGCUUUAUUUUGAUUAGAACAGAAGCCGACACUGUCAAGAGUGUCAUUUUCCGUGAGAGUUGUGUUAAGUGGCUCAUUCAUUCCUGGCAGUCACAGUUUUUCUGAACGAGGAGCGCUGCUUCUGGUGGCGCUAACAAAGGAAUAUCUGGAUCCGAGCAGUUGUUCAUUGCUCGACUGAGGAGAGAUGGCCGAGAUGUACAUUCGGGUCGCGGAGGAGGAGAACGAGGAGCCGAUGGAGAUCCCGUCGGAGGACGACGGCACGGUGCUGCUGUCCACGGUGGCCGCUCAGUUUCCAGGGGCUUGUGGCCUGCGUUACCGGAGCCCGGUGUCUCAGUGCAUGAGGGGGGUUCGCCUUGUGGACGGAAUCCUACACGCCCCCGAGAACGGCUGGGGAAACCUGGUCUAUGUGGUCAAUUACCCCAAAGAAACGGUUCUGCCGGAUAAUAAGAGGAAGAUGGAUGAGAUCGAUGCUUCAUCUGCAACGAAGAUCAAGAGAGGAGAUCAGAAGACUUCAGAUCUGAUUGUGCUGGGUCUGCCGUGGAAGACUACAGAACAAGAUUUAAAAGACUACUUCAGUACGUUUGGGGAAGUCAUCAUGGUGCAGGUCAAGCGGGACGUGAAGACAGGAAAUUCAAAAGGAUUUGGGUUUGUGAGGUUUGCAGAGUGGGAGUCUCAGGGUAAGGUGAUGUCACAGCGGCACAUGAUUGAUGGCAGGUGGUGUGACUGCAAACUUCCCAACUCAAAGCAAGGUCCAGAUGAACCAAUGAGGAGCAGGAAAGUGUUUGUGGGCCGUUGCACGGAGGACAUGACUGCCGAUGAGCUCCGUCAGUUCUUCAUGCAGUAUGGAGAGGUCACAGAUGUUUUCAUCCCUAAACCCUUCAGAGCAUUCGCUUUCGUCACCUUUGCAGAUGACCAGGUUGCUGCCUCCCUUUGCGGAGAAGAUCUGAUCAUCAAGGGCGUCAGUGUGCACAUCUCCAACGCUGAGCCAAAGCACAACAACACUAGGCAGAUGAUGGAGCGGGCAGGGCGCUUUGGGAACGGGUUUGGAGGUCAGAGUUUCGGAGGCAACCGGAGUGGCAUGGGGGGUAGCUCCAGCAGCUUGGGAAAUUUCGGCAAUUUUAAUCUCAACCCAGCCAUGAUGGCUGCUGCUCAGGCCGCCCUGCAGAGCAGUUGGGGUAUGAUGGGAAUGUUAGCGCAGCAGGGUCAGUCGGCAACAUCUGGCACGAGCACAAGCGGCACGAGUUCCACUCGGGACCAGACCCAAACAUACAGCUCGGGCAACAGCAACUACGGCAGCAGCUCGGCCGCUCUCGGCUGGGGCUCCGGCUCUAACUCUAGCGGUAGUGGGUUUAACUCCAGCUUUGGCUCUAGUAUGGAGUCCAAGUCAUCAGGGUGGGGUAUGUAAGCCGGCUUGUGUUUGAAACAUCUGUAUUUCUAGUGUGUUUGGUAAGUAUUUUCCGAGAGACUUAUAUCGCCAUGUGUGUUUGGAAGUGGGGGUGGGUGAAAAGGGAGUCUGGGGACAAAAAAAGAAGAAUGUUUUGUACACUGAAUGGGAUUUGAGUAAGUGUUUGGAGUGAGAUGUUAACCAGGGUGCUACGUUAAUGUACCAUCUUUGGUGUUGUUGUUCUUUUCCCCCCCAAUGUUGUAUUGUCUUGAUCGAUGCAAACAAAGCAUUUCAACUGGAUUCUUAUAAUGCAUGUUGUUCAAUCUGUGGAUAUCUGAGAACGCAUGAGAAUUGCAUAAUAUUUUAAGUACAUUUAUCAUUACGUAGGACAAAAAAAAAACUUGCAUUGGAAAGAAUCUGGUUGAAACCUAAACGUAUGAUAAGUUCAGCUUUAUUUCAGUCCAGUUUUAUGGAAACCCUUUAAAACAAGCCUUCAUCAAAAUUUCUUCUGCAGUUGACAUCUGUGGGGUUUGCCUGGGAAGAGCGCCCUCUAUGGCAGCACAGUGUGGCUGAGGUCAUUAUGUCACCUUCCUCCCAUGUCUAUAUGCUCUCAUCGCACGGCUCGAUGACACGGUGGGUGUCUCCUUUUUUUAAUCCACUUUUUAAGACAACAAGUGCGCAGAAAGUGAAGUUUUUUUUAAACAACCCUUGAGUGCGAUUGGUGAUGAUGGCGAAGAGUGAGAAGGCUGCGAGUGAGCGAAGAAAGUGUGGAGCGCACGAACGAAAAGACUUGCGAGUGCGAUGAACGAGCCGAAAUGUGACUGCAGUGGGUGGGUUUGGUGAGUGUGUGAAUGAGAGCUGCUGAUACUUCCCAGCUAACCCCCUUAAUUAAGCCCAAAUUGAUGGACAUUUAAUAAGUGUACCUCAUGGAUUGUUUUUUUGUUUGUCUCCCUAGAUCCCCCGUUUUGCUUUUCCCCUUUAGUAUACUGACAAUGUGCUUAUAUAGUUAGUGGAAUGUUGUGAUGAUGAUGUUGAUGAUGCAUUCUUUGUCUUGCUUCUAUAAUCCCAUCUGAAUGCUGUAUGGUGUGUGUGCUUUAUUUCCUUGUAACUUGACCUGUAAGUGUGAACUUUGAUGUGGAUGACAUCUUCAGUGGACACUGAGGGGGAAAUCAUGAGUGAUGGUGUAAGUGCGACCUGUAUGUUGAGUGCUGUGGAUGUCUGUGGAGUUUCCUUCUAGAUAACGUCACUCAGUGUUUUCAAAGGCAUUUUAUAUGACUUGUCAAAUGAAGGGAGUGCUUCAAUAAAACUAAUUUGAAUAGA